Molecule: messenger RNA, 1225 nt
Organism: Daucus carota subsp. sativus
Lineage: Eukaryota; Viridiplantae; Streptophyta; Magnoliopsida; Apiales; Apiaceae
Exons: 6
Coding region: 243-1067 (274 amino acids)
Molecular function (GO): RNA binding
Source: RefSeq, a predicted model, not a curated record
CUGUCAUUCGUUUAUACAAAGAAGCCACUCAAUCCCUCCUCAUCAUUUCCAGCAAAUCAUAGUUUGCAACUGUCGGAUUCCCCCUUCUAAAUUUCAACUAAUUUCUCCCUUUCUUUUCCCAAUUUCAGUUACUCCAAGCUCCUACAAAACUCAGCGCACAGAUUUAUUACAUUGUAGUCGAUUCACAUGGUGUGCUUGUGUUUGUCAAGCGAAGACAUGCACCUGAUUGUUUAAUAGGCGUUAUGGCGUAUCACCAGUACAGAUCACCUUUCGGGGAUACAACGUUUACCAAAGUGUUUGUUGGCGGACUUGCUUGGGAGACGCCAACACAUGUACUGCAGGAGUAUUUUGAGCAAUUCGGAGAAAUUCUUGAGGCUGUUAUCAUUGCGGAUAAAAAUACAGGAAAAUCUAAAGGCUAUGGAUUUGUGACUUUCCGCGAUGCUGAGUCAGCUAGGAGAUCUUGUGCAGAACCGAACCCUGUGAUUGAUGGGAGAAAAGCAAAUUGUAACAUUGCUUCUUUUGGCCGGCCUAGACCUUCACCGCCUCGAGGAAGAACACAAAGUGGAUCAUCAUCAUCAUCAACCUAUAGUGGAGUUCCGGGAGUGGCAUUAGCUCCGCCAGUAGCCCCACCACCACCUGUCAUUUAUCCACCGUAUGGGUACGUACCCUACCCGUCUGAUUACGGCUACCACCAAGGCAUGUACAAUCCACAAGUUCAGCAGCAGCAGCAGGCACAAUAUUAUCAACAGGCAUAUGGAGUAGGAGUGUCAUCCCCAUCAGCAAUAAGCUCGCCAUAUUAUUAUGGAUACCCGAUGCAGGCUACAAGGGGAACAUUUUAUUCCGGUCCUCAGAGAAUACCCCCACCACAGUCUUAUCCUUAUUAUCAUCAUCUUACACAAAUGCAGCACCAGCAGCAACAAGAAAUGUUCUCUUUUCCUGGCUAUCCUCCGCCCCCGAGGCAUUCCUUCCCCCCUCCUAAUCCAGAUCCAAGGACUCCGCAACAGACCUCAACCGAUCAAACAGAAGCUGGUGCAGAAGUCGUUACUUCGGAGAGUCCAAAUACAUGAUCAUUGCCAGUGAAGAAGCUACCAUUGCUAAUCCACAUUCUUGACAAAUCAAUUUUUCUUCAACAUUGAUUUUUUUUUUCCCUGAUCUAAAAUUGAUGUCGCCUGUUACUCUUUAUGAUAUUAAGUAAGCUAUGACCAGUAAAAAAGUCUUUCUACUC